Molecule: messenger RNA, 507 nt
Organism: Paramecium octaurelia
Lineage: Eukaryota; Ciliophora; Oligohymenophorea; Peniculida; Parameciidae
Source: the annotation of a GenBank genome assembly
AAAUAAUAUAGAAUGAUUAAUUUACACUCAGAUUCCAGACAAACUCUUUAGUAGUAGGACAUAGAAGUUUAUUAAUUGAUUGAGAAAGAAAAGAAUUUACAAUAAAAUAGCAUAAAUUUGAUUCCUAGCGAAAAUUAUACAUCUAGAGCAGUGGCUGAGGCAUUAUCUUGUGUAUUUAGCUCCAGAUAUGCUCCGGGUAAUUUCUUAAUUUAUUUUGCAUAGGACCUCAAGGAAGCAAAUACGCCCCAUAAGUUGAAAAUUAUGAUGAAAUAGAGAAACUCUGUUAAGAGAGGGCGUUAAAAGCAUUUUAAUUAGAUCCUGAAUAAUGGGGUGUCAAUGCUUAGAUGGGGAGUGGAUCUUCUGCUAAUUUAGCGAUAUUUUUAGGUUUAUUGGAACCAAAAGAUAGAUGGGAUACUUUUUUUAGUUUUGGUGAAAAUUAAAAAAUGUAAAAAUUAUAAAAAGCAAGGGAAAUUCAAAAUUGCUAGUGGAGGUGGAUUAUAUUAUGAA